This is a messenger RNA of Didymodactylos carnosus, 1306 nucleotides long. The record is from the annotation of a GenBank genome assembly. NCBI's taxonomy places the organism in Eukaryota, Metazoa, Rotifera, Eurotatoria, Philodinida, Philodinidae.
AUGCGUGAAGUUAUUUCCCUUCAUAUUGGUCAAGCAGGUGUACAAUCUGGUAAUGCUUGCUGGGAAUUAUAUUGUCUCGAACAUGGUUUAGCACCAGAUGGUAUUCUUGAAUCAAAAGAAAAUCGUAAUAAUGAAAAAAAUAUGUGUUUUGACACGUUUUUUACACGGACAUCAUUUGAUCGUUUUGUACCACGAGCUUUGUUUAUCGAUUUAGAACCAACUGUUAUUGACGAAAUUCGUAAUGGUCCAUACAAAUGUCUGUUUCAUCCUGAACAAAUGAUAACUGGAAAGGAAGACUCAGCGAACAAUUAUGCUAGAGGUCAUUAUACAGUUGGUAAAGAAAAAGUAGAUCAUGUUAUUAAUCAUAUUCGAAAACUAGCAGAAAAUUGUGAUAAACUUCAGGGAUUUCUGAGCUUACGUUCAUUCGGAGGUGGUACUGGUUCCGGUUUUCAUUCAUUACUAAUGGAACGUUUGCAUGAAGAUUAUGGUAAAAAAUGCAAAUUAGAGUUUUCAGUUUAUCCGUCCCCUCAAAUAGCAACGGCUGUCGUUGAACCAUACAAUACUCUUUUAACAACACAUACAACGUUAGAACAUACCGAUUGUUCAUUUAUUGUUGAUAAUCAAGCGAUUUAUGAUAUUUGUCAAAAAUCAUUGAAUAUCGAACGACCGUACUAUCAUAAUUUAAAUCGUCUAAUUUCACAAGUGGUCAGUUCUAUUACUGCAUCGUUAAGAUUUCCAGGAAGUCUCAAUGUCGAUUUAAAUGAAUUUCAAACAAAUUUAGUUCCAUUUCCUCGAAUUCAUUUUCCACUAUCAUCGUAUGCUCCCAUUGUAUCCGAAGAACGUUCGUAUCAUGAAAAUAUAUCUGUAUCAGAAAUAACUCAAAGUGUGUUUGGUCAAGAAUCGUCAAUGGUUAAAUGUAAUAAGAACAAUGGAAAAUAUAUGUCAUGCUGCGUACUCUAUCGUGGUGAUAUUAUUUCAAAAGAAGUUCAACAAGCAUUAGACAAACAAAAGAAAAAAAUUCAGUUUGUUGAUUGGUGUUCAACAGGUGAGUAAGAAAAAAAGAUUUCUCUGCAAUCAAUCACUUACGAGGGAACCGCCUGAGGUGAUACCCUCCUUUUCUAAUGAGUUAUAUCUCAAUCGUUAGAGUAUAUCGAGCUAGUAAAAACCCUAAAAGGAUUCGUGUUCAUGGCUUCUGAAGACCCGGUUUUCUGAAAAACUAGUUUUUCAGAAACUCUAAAAAGAACCAAAAUCUUUCUUAAUGAGGCAUGAUUGCAGCGCAUACAUUUCUGAUUAAAACGAGACAUCU